Messenger RNA from Aphis gossypii (cotton aphid), 1685 nucleotides. Its product is annotated as ras guanine nucleotide exchange factor R-like. Lineage: Eukaryota; Metazoa; Arthropoda; Insecta; Hemiptera; Aphididae. The transcript is spliced from 9 exons. The record is from RefSeq and is a predicted model, not a curated record. Bases 812 to 1237 code for a protein of 141 amino acids.
UUCAAUAUGGAAAGUCCCGGAUCCAUAUCGCUGCUGAUCCCCCCAUACCACCUCUCUAUGUGUCAACUGCACUGGUCGGUCGGUAAAGACUACCUAAUCAAUUGGGCUCUGAUUUCAUUUCUUCGCCGACUGUACAAUGUACACCAUCCGUCAUUGUUGCUGUUCUUUUUAAAGUUAAAAUGAUAACAAGGAAGUCGAAGAGUUGGAAGGCUCAUAUACUGGCUACUGCUGACGACUACUGUGCGAUUAACAUUGUUGGCAAGUUAUUGAGACUCACGCCACACACUACUGGUAUGAUGUCCGUUCUGCCAGAAGCCGGAAACGAUUAUAAAAUACACGACACACAAUUGUCAUAUUACAACUUUUCGAUUCAAGAGUCUAGUCCUUUCUUGUAUACCAAAAAUUCAAGAUACAGAAAUAAUAGGUACACGGAAUUGUCAAUUUCGGCCAAAAGAACCAUAAAAAAAGGUGAAGUUAUAGAAGGGUUACCACUUACCCAAUUGAAGCACAAUAUAUUGUCCGUGGUCAAAAUGAUUAUUCGUUAAUUAAAAGUGGCAGGACAAGGCUACAUUUAUUAUUCCUAGGACCCGCUGCUUUUUGUAACCAUGAUUGUGAGGCAAAUGCAGAAAUUAUCUGCACAUCAAAAAUAAGAAGUGAUGUAAAAGCAAUUGAAGACAUACAAGCAGGAGAAGAAAUAACUGUAUACUAUGGCCGACACUACUUUGAUGAUGAUAACCUGCGGUGUCUAUGUCAAUCGUGUGUUCUUAAUCGGUCAGAGGUAUCAGAUAACGAUCGUAUAGAAGAUUUAGAUAUGUUAGAUGGCGAUGAGUGUUCAAUAACGGAAUCGAAUGCGUUAUCACCAGGACGUGGUUUAGAUAACUUAUCACUUGGCCAUCAUGACCAUUUUAUUACACCACUAAACGGGUACGACAAUUCUAAUGAAGCUAGUGAGAAAACUACCGAACAGAUAACUGUUGUUGAUAAGUCACCACCGUCUAAUACUAGUCCCCGUGAGGAAAGCGAUAAUGUUUUUGAUGCCCAAUCAGUCGAAAAUUCAUUGACAACACCCGCUAUCAUCAGUUCAAACAAUGAGUCGGGCGGUUCUAAUGACACUAGUGAGAAAACUACCGAACAGAUAACUGUUGUUGAUAAGUCACCACCGUCUAAUACUAGUCCCCAGGAGGAAAGCCAUAAUGUAAAUAACUCCUUCCAAACAACACGAGCGGACCCCCCUUGACAUCAUAUUUUCCCCAAAUGGUGUGAUAAAUCGGUAUUGUAUAAUUCGGUUUUUAAUUAGGUCAUAUUUUCCCCAAAUGGUGUGAUAAAUCGGUAUUAUAUAAUUCGGUUUUAAAUUACAUCAUAUUUUCCCCAAAUGGUGUGAUAAAUCGGUUUUUAAUUAGGUCAUAUUUUCCCCAAAUGAUGUGAUAAAUCGGUAUUAUAUUAUUCGGUUUUAAAUUACGUCAUAUUUUCCCCAAAUGGUGUGAUAAAUCGGUAUUAUAUUAUUCGGUUUUAAAUUAAGUCAUAUUUUCCCCAAAUGGUGUGAUAAAUCUGUAUUAUAUAAUUCGGUUUUUAAUAACGUCAUGCAGCAAACAUCAAUGCUAAUAUGUCCUCUUCCAAUUGAAUUUUUAUAUUAUUAGGUAAAUCUUUCAUUGUUUCCAUCAAAUAGGUGCAAACUGGGUCAGUCA